AUGGUCCGAUCCCCCCCAUCCCGCUUAUCCCGAAUUCCUCGCUCGGUUAUGAUGGACUCGGGGAAAUCCUCUCUGUCUAGACUUGAUUUUGUAAUUGCUGGAAAGUGGAGACUUCUUCGGAGGCUCGGAGGAGGCUCUUUUGGAGACAUUUAUUUAGGCCAAAAUAUCGCAACUGGGGAAGAAGUUGCGGUUAAAAUGGAGGCAGUGAAUGCCAGGCACCCACAGUUACUAUACGAAAGUAAAAAUGCAAUCGCUGUCCCUCGAGUUCAUUGGUUCGGCUCUGAUGGUGUGCGAAAUCAUUACAGAGCUAUGGUAAUGGAUUUGCUAGGUCCCAGUUUAGAAGAUCUUUUUUCUUUUUGUGGCCGGCGCUUCACCCUCAAAACCGUGCUUAUGCUUGCCGAGCAGAUGCUUUGGCGCGUCGAAUAUGUUCAUUCAAAAAGCCUAAUUCACAGGGACAUAAAACCUGACAACUUUUUAAUGGGUAUUGGACAGCAUUGUAAUCGUGUAUUCAUGGUCGACUUUGGUCUCGCAAAGAAAUAUAGGUUUGUUAAGUUUUCUUAUAAUGCCCGAUGCAGAGAUCACAGAACGAAGAUUCACAUUCCAUAUAGAGAUGAUAAAAAUCUCACUGGAACCGCUCGAUAUGCUAGCAUAAAUGCACAUGCUGGAGUGGAGCAAUCUAGGAGAGAUGAUAUUGAGUCAUUGGGAUACGUCUUCAUGUAUUUCCUACGUGGUCAAUUGCCCUGGCAGGGCCUUCGUGGUAUUAUCAAAAAUGGUCAAGGGGUUAGGACCAUCCGUCAUAUCCUAUCGUGGGCACUUACGCUCGAUUGGCGGCCAGAAACCCUUAUCUUGCUGCUGCUGACAGCUUUACCUAUUAAUGCAGUUGGGGCUCAUUCUGGUGUGUCUGUAUUUGUCUAA
Molecule: messenger RNA, 915 nt
Organism: Protopolystoma xenopodis
Lineage: Eukaryota; Metazoa; Platyhelminthes; Monogenea; Polystomatidea; Polystomatidae
Source: the annotation of a GenBank genome assembly